CAGAGGGGAGAGAGAGCACAACUUCAAUCAAAAUGAGGUGGUUGACGCUAAAGCUGCGAGCACACAUGGUGUUUUUCAUCCUCUGUACCUGUAUUAUAUGCAAGUGUGGACUAAUAAACGGUGAAAUUUGUCAGAGCAAGAACAUCCGAAACAAUGUGACCAACCUCCGGUCACUGGAGAACUGCACCAUCAUUGAGGGCCACCUGAAGAUCCUGCUCAUGUUUGGGGCCAAGGCCGAGGAUUUCAGGGGCGUUAGCUUCCCAAAGCUGCGUGUGGUCACCGACUAUGUGCUGCUGUUCAGGGUCUACGGCCUGGAGACCCUCAGCGACCUCUUCCCAAACCUGACGGUGAUCCGUGGUAACAACCUCUUCUUCAACUAUGCCCUGGUGAUUUACGAGAUGCUGCAGCUGAAGGAGGUGGGUUUGCACAGCCUCAUGAAUAUCACUCGGGGUGCCGUGAGGUUAGAGAAGAAUCCAGACCUGUGCUACCUGGCCACCCUGGACUGGUCCAUGAUCCUGGACUCAGUGGAGGACAACUUCAUUGUGGCCAAUAAGAACGAGCGGGAGUGUGGUGACGUGUGUCCCGGCACAGAGCAGGGCCAGACCCUCUGCACUCAGACCACCAUCAACGGCCACUUCAGGGGGAGAUGCUGGUCGCAGAACUAUUGUCAGACAACAUGCGAUAACUGUAAAAACGGUGCAUGCAGCCGUCUGGGCCAAUGCUGCCACAAUCAGUGUCUGGGUGGCUGUUCGGAGCCAGGGAAUGCCACCAGCUGUGUGGCCUGCAGGAACCUCCAGCACGGAAACAUCUGCGUGGACAAAUGCCCUCCUGGAUACUACAUCUUCCAAGGCUGGCGCUGUGUCAGCUUCUCUUUCUGCCAGGACCUUCACAACCACUGUAAGAAAUCUAAAGAUGUUGAUGCCAACUGCCACGAGUACGUCAUCCACAACGGGGCCUGCAUACAGGAGUGUCCUUCUGGAUACAGCAGCAAUUCCACUACGUUGACCUGUGAACCUUGUGAGGGCCCCUGUCCUAAAGCGUGCCAGGGAAACAAGACAAUUGACUCUGUAACAUCAGCCCAGGCCCUGCGAGGAUGCACGGUCAUUGAGGGCAACAUGGUCAUCAAGAUUCGAGGAGGAACUAAUAUAGCAGCUGAACUGGAGGCUAGCCUGGGACAGAUUGAGGUCAUCAAAGGUUACCUGAGUGUGCGUAGAGCGUACGCGUUGGUCUCCCUCUCCUUCUUGCGAAAAUUACGUACCAUUAAGGGGGAGCAACUUGAGGCAGACAACUAUGCCUUUUACGCGCUGGACAACCAGAACCUUUGCCAACUCUGGGAUUGGUCUAAGCACAACCUCACAAUCGAGCGAGGUCGCACAUUCUUCCACUUCAAUUCUAAGCUUUGCAUGUCUGAAAUCAGAAAGCUGGAAGAGGUCACGGGAACCAAGGAGCGCAACCAGAAGAACGACAUCGCUGUUCGCACCAACGGUGACCAAGCAUCCUGUGAGAUGCAGCAGCUGAACUUUACUCAGAUCAAGGUCAAGUCCAACAUGAUCAUUCUGAAGUGGGAUGCGUUUUGGCCGACUGACUACAGAGACCUGUUGGGAUUUAUGGUUCUCUACAAAGAGGCUCCGUACAAGAAUGUGACAGAGUUUGAUGGACAGGACGCAUGCGGCUCAAACAGCUGGGUGAUUGCCGACGUUGACCCACCGUCCCGUCCCACGGAGGGUAAGAAGGGGGAAGAGCCUGGCUUCUUCAUUCGGGCGAAACCCUGGACCCAGUACGCCAUCAUGGUGAGAACCCAGCUCUCUGCGUCCGAUGAGCAUCAGGUUCAUGGAGCCAAGAGUGAUAUCAUUUAUGUUCGCACGAACGCCUCAAGUCCAUCUGAACCUCUGGACCCCAUCUCCUCUUCGAAUUCUUCAUCUCAGAUCAUCCUGAAGUGGAAGCCUCCCACCAGUCCCAACGGCAACAUCACCCACUACCGGGUCAUCUGUCACAAACAGCCUGAGGACAGUGACCUCUACAAAUUCGACUACUGUCUACAAGGAAUGAAGCUGCCGUCCCGCACCCCGACCCACCUGGACAGCGAAGACGAGCAGAAGUGGAACCAGACGGAAGAGCCAAACUCGGGGGGCCGAUGUUGCACCUGCCCCAAGACGAAACUUGAACUAGAGAAGCAGCAAAAGGAGAUAGCAUACCGCAAGACCUUUGAGGAUUACCUUCAUAAUGUAGUCUUUGAGAGCAGACAUAGUCGUCCACGACGCUCAGUGGACAAUCUUGAGCCCACUGAGUCCUCCCUCUUUCAUAGCACGAUGGCCAAUCUGCAGCUCAACUCCACCAAUGCCUCAUCUGAGGAAGAAGACGAAGAGGAAGAGGGAUCCAAGGUGGUGGUAAAUGUGUUUGGAAAGGAGUCAGCAGUCAUCUCCGGCCUGCACCACUUCACCAGCUAUAAGAUAGAGAUCAUAGCCUGCAACCAUCUCACAGACACCAAACGCUGCAGCAUGGCUACCUAUGUCAGUGCCCGGACCAUGCCGGAGUUAAAAGCAGACGACAUCCCAGCCCAUGUGACCCAUGAGAUCGUGAAAGCUGAGCCUCCCUAUGUGUUUGUUCGAUGGAAUGAGCCUCCUUCGCCUAAUGGCCUCAUCAUCCUUUAUGAGGUGUUCUACAAGAAGGUUGGAGACCCAGAGCCCCACUCGACUUGUGUGUCACGGCUGACCUACCAAAAGAUGGGUGGCACAAAGCUCACGCUCGUACAGCCUGGGAACUACAGCGUGAUUGUCCGGGCCACAUCCUUGGCUGGAAAUGGAUCUUUUACAGAAACCACCUACUUCUUCAUGCCUAGCCCUGAUACAGGAUUAGUUUGGAUUGUGAGUGGUCCGGUCAUCUGCUCCAUCCUACUGCUGUUUGUGGGAAGCGGCGUCUUUUUCAUCAUCAGGAAAAGACAAACUGAAGGUCCGUUAGGAGAUCUCAUCACCUCACCGAAUCCUGAAUACUUCAGCGCCAAUGACAUGUAUGUUCCAGAUGAGUGGGAGGUUCCCCGGGAGAAGAUCACGCUCCUCAGGGAACUGGGUCAGGGCUCCUUUGGCAUGGUAUACGAGGGAAUCGCUCAAGACAUCGUCAAAGGAGAACCGGAGACGCGUGUUGCCGUGAAGACGGUCAACGAGUCGGCCACCCUGAGAGAGAGGAUCGAGUUCCUGAACGAAGCUUCGGUCAUGAAGGCCUUCAUCUGUCACCAUGUGGUUCGUCUGCUGGGAGUCGUGUCCAAAGGUCAGCCCACGCUGGUGGUGAUGGAGCUGAUGACUCAUGGCGACCUGAAGAGCUACCUGCGAAGUCUGAGGCCAGACUCUGAGAACAACCCAUCGGGCUGCCCACCGCCCACUCUGAAAGACAUGCUCCAGAUGGCAGCAGAAAUUGCAGACGGCAUGGGCUACCUCAAUGCCAAGAAGUUUGUGCACAGAGACCUGGCGGCCAGAAACUGCAUGGUGGCUGAGGACUUCACUGUCAAGAUCGGAGACUUUGGAAUGACGCGGGAUAUUUACGAGACGGACUACUACCGUAAAGGAGGAAAGGGCCUUCUUCCCGUCAGGUGGAUGGCUCCAGAGUCUCUGAAGGACGGAGUGUUUACCGCACACUCUGACUGCUGGUCUUUUGGGGUCGUGCUGUGGGAAAUCAGCACGUUAGCAGAGCAGCCUUACCAGGGUUUAUCCAAUGAGCAGGUUCUGAAGUUUGUCAUGGAUGGAGGGUUCCUGGACCGACCCGACAACUGCCCUGAGAGGAUACACAGCCUGAUGCAGAUGUGUUGGCAGUACAACCCUAAGGUUCGGCCAACGUUCCUCGAGAUCAUCGAUAUGCUGCGGGACGACCUGCACCCGACCUUCCAGGAGGUCUCCUUCUUCCACAGCGAGGAGAACAAAGUCCCGGAGACGGAGGAGUUCGACCUGGACCUGGACAACAUGGAGAGCAUCCCCUUGGACCCGUCUUCUUAUUCCCAGAGAGAGGAGAGCUUGGGGAGGGACAGCGGGCCGUCAGUGGGCCUGAGGGGGAACUAUGAGGAGCACGUGCCCUAUACACACAUGAACGGGGGCAAGAAAAAUGGAAGAAUCUUAUCGUUGCCGAGAUCCAGUCCUUCCUAACAUCUCCUGCCCCAUCCCCCCCCACCCCCCACCCAAAAAUGACUAGUAACACUUCCCCCCACCUCCUCUCUUCAGUCCAUUUUUCUGUACCCUGCAACCGUUUUCUAAGGAUUUUCUUAUUAAUAGAGAAACCCUUCAAAAAACAAAAAAAAGACAGAUCUCAGGACUUUAAAUUUUCUUCCUCAUGGCUGCCAAACCAAGGCAAGCAAGGGAUGCAAAUGCCUUUUUUUAACUUGUUCCAUGACACAUCAGACUGUAUAUUACCCAAAUCUAUGGUAAUAGGUUAACACCAUGUUUCCAGGACUCCUUGUGAUGGAAACAACAAUGAAAAAAAAAAAAAAUCAAAACUGUGAACACAACAAACCUUAGACAACCAAGAAGGCUGCUCAACCUUCCCCCCAACCCCUCUGCCGAACUGCAUUUUCCACACUUCUGUGCUUUUACCUUUUUUUGUCUCUCCAAAUGAAAUGUUUUUACUCUGAUGGUGGCCUUUUUUUAAAACACGUGGCCUAUAAACUAAAGAAUCGUUUUCCAAGUAAUUUUUUGUUUUUGUACAAUGACUUAAUCAGUGAGAUGACUUGCAAAGAAUUGAUUUUAGAACAAACAUCUAUUCCUGGAGGAACGUUUUCUUUCGCUUAUUUUUUGGUUCUGCAAAAUUCCAAACUACACACAGAUUUAUCUUGUGUUUGGUGAAUAGUUUUAAUUUAUUGGCUUUAUCCUUAUUUCUCUCCUCUGUUUGUUUCUGUGUCCUCACUUUGUGGCUGAAGGAUAUUUAAACAUUUAAAAUUUGGACAAAAGAGUUCAUCAGACUGACCAAUAGCUGCUGCUUUGUUAUGUUAUAGUGGGUAUAUAUAUAUAUAUAUAUAUAUAUAUAUAUAUAUAUAUAUAUAUAAUAUUAGUAUAUAUAAAAUAAUGGCAUUUCUCAGCCAAUAUGUUAUAUAUAAUAUACUGUAUAACAUUGAGGGGUUUUUGUAAAUACUGUACUUGAUAUUUGUGUUCAUUGGAGGCUUUGCUUGUGUUUUAAUGUCUGUUUUUCUUUCUUUUUUUAAUUCUUAUUUUGUUGUUUAGCCCCAGAAAUUACACUAAUCUACCGUCAGUGCUCUCUGUGUCUUAGGCAUCCAGCCCUUGAUUAUUUUUUUAUUCAUUGAUUUUACUUUUUGGAGGAAGAUUUUUGAUAUUUGGAGGCUACUUUACUACUGCAGAAAUAAUUUAAAAGUAAAACAGGAUAAAUAACCUAAAAGCUUUACAAAAGGGGAGGGAAUGAGGCCUUAAUAGGGUCAAAGCCCCCCUGAUAAGUGUUCGUCUGCUGUCUUUCUCUGGUCAGAUCACAGUUUGCCUUUUAAUCGAUUUGGUGUUUUUGGGGAGAAAAACACAUACUUUGGUUGCAUAAAUUUGGUGUAGAAAUUGUGCAACUUUUACUGGUUUAGUUGUCUGAGUGCGUCUCGGUUAUGGCUUGUAUUGAUCCUGGCUCUCGGGGUAAUAAGGCAGGUGUAGUGGAUGAUGUUUGGGAUUUAAAUCUCUGAGAUUUUCUGCAUCACACUCGAGGAUUGAUAAAUCUUCCACACCUCAUUGCUCCUGUAACGACGGCGCUUCCUCUAAGGCUUCCUGUCGGCAGCUGAAUUCUCCUUUCCGAAUGGGUCUGGUGGAAAUUUCCACGUUUCCUGGCAGAGGGCUGGAGAGAGAUGCGGAAAGUUCCAAAUGUAUUCAGAGCCGGCAGUCCUGUUCUCUGUUCAGCGCACUUGGUGGGUUGGGGGGGCGGGGUCAUGAGUUGAUUGUUAAUCCUUUUCUUCUUCUCCCUGCCAUCACAUGCAGCUACACAGUCGGGACACGGCGUGCAGCAGCUAUCUCGCUCAGGACUGACAUUCCAGGAUUCAGUCAAAGCUCCUCAUCCCCUCACAAUCCUGUUUGGCCGAAACCUUUGGACUGUUUUGAUGUGAACAAUCGAUGGCUGCUUGGAUUUUAAGAAGAUCUCACGGUGUCCUGUCUUUUUAUCAUUUUCACACUAUAAAUCUAGGAGUUGAAAACAUUCCUAUCAGCAGUGCCAACAACUAAAAGAUUCCCAUUCAGCAGAUAGUCAGGAAACACCCUUCUCUCAAAUGGCAACGUUUCUCUAGUCCUUUCCUUUAAGGACACAGGUAGUGUGAUUGCCAAGCUAGCUGAGCAGCAUUUAUCAUUUAAAGGGUGGCCAAAGUCAGAGAUAGCAGAGAAGCUGCCUCCAUAUCUGACCAGUGCCUUUUUUAAUUGAUUUUUUCUAAAAACCAGAGCCUCUUCUAGGCUGGUGCGACAUACAGAAAACCACCCCUGGUGCCCUUUCUGUUUUUUGUUUUAACAUUUCAAGAAAAGCAGUUUUCUGAUUUGUUCUUUGAGCCACUGAGGAACCUUUGGGUCAGUGUGGAUAGUCCAGAGUCUAUAAGGUCGGCCCCCAGAGUCACAUAAAGUUAGGAUUUACCGAAAUAGACCACUUUGUGUGCCACCGAAGUGGUGGCACACAAAGUGGUAAAGAUGUGUAUCAAGACAUAAAAUAUAUUCUGUCUGUAUUGCAAUAGCAUAAUCUCACACCCCUUAAUUUGAGUAUAUUUAUUUAAUUCAGGAAAUAAUCAAACAUAUUCAACAGCAGUACAUUUACUAGUAACCAGAAUAAUCCCUGUAAAAGAAAUGUAACUAGGUUUUCUCUGGGAUUUAGGUCUGGGGACUAAGAUGGUCAUAGAGCAAGCUGGAUUUUGUGUCUGGUGAACCAUUUCUGUGUUGAUUUGGAAGUUGGUAAUUAGUUUUGGACCUUUAUUCUGCUGGAAGACCCAAUGACCACCUUUUUACAGUUUACUGAUAACAGUCCACAAGAUCUCCUGAUGUUUUAAAGAGUUCGUGGUGUAAUUGCCUUCAGCAAGGUUGUCAGGAGCUUUGAAAGAAUAACAAGCCCACAGCAUCACAGAUCCUCCACCGCACUUUGCAGUGGACAUGAAGAUUUUGGUGUAAUUCCACUUAAACUCUCAGAAACUUACAUUUGUGAUGGUUGGAUAGAAGAGGUUCCUUAGCAACCACUUGGCAUGUAUAUAGCAUGCAAAGGUUGCUAUGGUGACCCCUGAUGCCUCAUAUUGCUGGAGAUUCUUUUUUUUAGCUCCAUUACCAUCACACAAACUGUAAACAAUGACAAUAUGAAUCUCAAGUUAGCAUAAAAAAGAGAAGUGUUUCAGUUACAUUUAUUUUAAAGGAAUUGUUAGGGGUUCGGCAAUUAGGCUGCCAGUGAUUUUGUUUGAAACAAUUAUUUCUUAUUUAUUUAGUGGUGGUUCUUCUGUGAGGUUCUGCUACAGCAACAAAAGAAGAGGGAUUUAUUUUAAGGCUUUUUUACACCACAUAUACCAGGAGUUCCUACAAAUUUGUCCGCAUCAGAUUUUUUUAAGUCAUUCUUCAGCUCCAUACUUGAGAUGUUCACAGGCAUAGUUUCCAUAACAAAAUUCGAACAAUAUAUAACAUUUCACAAUUCCACCUUGCUUUCUAAAAUUGAGGAUCUUAAAAAUGAUUCCACCAUUUAUGUGUACAUUUUCCGGUACUAGCACACCACAGAAAACACUUGUAGCUUGGGGCUUGUCUGCAUAUGCAGAUAUUUACUUAAGAUACCCCUUAUGUUUGGAAAAAAACAGCUAUUUCUUUUAAAGUGAACGCCUUUCGCUUUGUGAUGGCGGUGAGCAGCUCUGUUUAUAGUUUGUAAGUCAUUGUCGUCUUUGUGUUUGGCCAGAGUCUACCUCAGUGCCGAAGGAGGAAUCAGUUCAAAGAGCCUCAAUCAUCCCCAAAAUCCCUUUAUCCUACAUUUUACAAAUAUAUAUCUCCUGCCUCCUUUUAUAUAUCAUUAGUUAUCUGUACUUCUUGUGUUGGGGGGGGGGGGGGGGGGCCUUGCAUUAUUUUAGACUGAUCACAGCAGCCCCCAUGCUCCACGGCAGCCACCAGAGGAAGCAGAUGACCUCCAGACUGCUUCUCUCUGUUCAUAUCUGAUGUUUUCACAGCGGAUCCUCUGAAGUGGAUCUGUUCUCACCUGUUUGCAGCCAAAGCUAACCAAGCCCAGUCAUGGACCUUAAGCUCUGUAAAUGACAACCCUGUUGUCUUGAGUCUGAUUUUUGUCGUCGGUGUAUGUUUUUUUGCUUUGUUUGUUUUUUGUUGUUUUUUCCAACUGUGAAUAUCAAGAGAUGAUCUUUUAUCUCCUGUCAAUACCAUGGAUUCAGUGGGUCUGUUGUGGCAGAUCAUGACACAGAAGUGCGGGCCAGUUAAAGAGAACCUUUUCCCUGCUUCAGAGGAGAAAAGGUGACUGGGACAAUCCUGUGUGCCAUAAAAAAAAACAACUUUUAACUAAUAUAAAAUCUUGAUUGUAAAUUUAAGUCUCAGGGAGGCAGCUCAGUGCUUUGUCUCAAGAGCAUAAAGAGGAGGAGGAGGAGAAAGAAGAGCAACCUACCUUUUUAUCUACCCUGAGUUGUUCCCAACUAAAGAUAAUCAGGAAUCCCCAUCUUUGGCUCUUAUGUGAUGUGGUUCAGGCUGCCCUCUUGUGUUUUUAUGGGGGUGUUGCAGGUCCCAAAGUGCCUUCUGAAGACUUAAUGGCACACCUGACUCGGACUGUCCCAUAGACUGGCCUGUCUCCACCAAUCGCAGAAUAUUUAACAUCUAGAAACAUGUUUUUUACAUAUUCUGCUUUUUCCUUUUAGCUGUAAGAGCUGAAAAAAUACUGUAAUUCGGGAUUAAGAAGAAAACUGAAAAGAAAAACUGAUGAACUCUACUGAGUGCCAGCUUGCUUUGUUCAUUGGUAAUGGAAAAACAUGCACCAACUUGAUGGUUUGAUGUUUGUGGAUUUUUGCUUCUGAUCUGUCUGUUACAACAGGGACACCCACUCCAAAGCACACAAAAAAUAAGAUGUAUCAUUUGGAAAACUAUAAUUAUUAAUAAGCUCUUCAAACUAAAUAGCAUAUGUCUGUCCAGAAAAGUGGGAAAAUAGAGAAGAAUUUGAUUUUAGGGAAGGUUUGCUGAACUCUGGUUGGGUGAGAACAAAGCAGAUUAUGGUUUAUUGUUUUGGUGUAAGCAGAUAAAAAAGUAUUACGUUUUAGAGAUGUUGAUUUCUAUUUUUUUAGCCAAAGUAGGGCAGGAUAAAUACAAUACUUUUUCUCACUGUAAAGUUUUCCUACUCUUGUACAUGAUGAAUUCAUCAUUAUCAAUGUGUGUAUAUAUCUUUUCUAAAUUUAAAAUUAUCGAUUUUUCUUAUUGUUUUUAUGACCCACCACACAGAAACAUGUCACAGGCUCUGUAUUUAAAUAGGAGGAGCACCAGCUCUCCUGUCUGAGGACAAGAUAACAAACCUUAAACUUUUCACACCCCAUAAUCCCACGCUAGGUUUCUGAAUGUUGGCCGCCCAGGCCCACUCUUUUAAACCGAACCUCGGUCUAAGCAGCAUGUCGACUGCAAAGCCUUCUCUCCUCUUAUGUCUCCUUUUUCUUUUCUUUUCAAUAAAAAACAGGUUCAAACAAUAGUCUUUUUCCUUUUUAUUUACAGUUAAGGGAAACGCUGGACAAGACCACCGCGUAUUUAUUUUAGAGACGAAUUAUAUGUAAUAAGACCCAGAAUAAACUGAAAAAGAAAAGCUCACUGGUGCUCCAGAGAGUACGGCUCUCUGGAGUUCGGACGGUGAAGCUGGAGGUGUUUCUUCUUCCAAAGAGUCAAACAGAAUAUUCAAAUGUUUAUACAUUUGGUAAAAGCCUGUUCAACGUCUUUUCAUUUAGCAGAUUGUUUUCCAUUCAUAAAAAUUUGAUAAUCAGUUUUUAUAACUUGAAACACCUCCUGCUCUGACUGAAUCCACCAGUGUCUAAUGUAGACAUUUUGAAUGUGAUUUAUGGAUUCUGACUGGUCGCAGAUGAAUGUGUGGAAAUCCAACCUCUUCAUAGAUUUCUAAGAACUAGUGGUCUGCUCCAGGACAGUCCCCUUCUGUUCGUCUUGUUUCCUGUGCUGUGGUUUUGUUUGAACCAUUGUUUGAUUACUCCUCUUCCUACUCUCGGUCUUUUAAGUGUCAUCUCUCGGUGCACAUAGGUAGUUCUCCAGAUUUCUGUGUGUAGUCCUGCAAGAUACCUCUUUAUUAAUGUAGGUUUUAUUGCAGAUAUGUUCAUUUUUUGGAACAUGUUGUGUAUACAUUACGAUGAGACCUUGUUGUGAAUGCAGACAGUGGGUGUAAAUGUAUGUGUGUACAGUCCUAACCCCGAAACCUGCAGAAAUCCGAUGCAGGCCGCUUUAUCCCCCAGCUACUCACCUCACACUGGAUCCCGAUGUGCCAUGAUCUAUCUUUCUGUACCGCGGACAGCAAACGUGACGGAGUCCCUCUCACACAUGCAAACGCAGACAGAGAUAAAUGCUCACUGUACAGGAUCAAAAAAACGUGCCAUGACUAAAAGAGCGCUUGACAAUUUAUUUUUUUCUAUACAUUUUCAAAAGGAGAGCCAAGUAGUGACAUGUAAAGAAAAUAUUGCAAUGAUAUGAAAAUAAGAAAAUCUUGCUGUGUGUAAAUUAUUCAACAAUUAACUGUUUAUAUUAAAAUUAUGAAUAAAAUUAUUGGAGAAUA
Molecule: messenger RNA, 10713 nt
Organism: Girardinichthys multiradiatus
Lineage: Eukaryota; Metazoa; Chordata; Actinopteri; Cyprinodontiformes; Goodeidae
Gene: insrb
Product: insulin receptor b
Exons: 23
Coding region: 33-4130 (1365 amino acids)
Biological process (GO): protein autophosphorylation; multicellular organism development; positive regulation of phosphatidylinositol 3-kinase/protein kinase B signal transduction
Cellular component (GO): insulin receptor complex; membrane; axon
Molecular function (GO): phosphatidylinositol 3-kinase binding; insulin receptor activity; insulin receptor substrate binding
Source: RefSeq, a predicted model, not a curated record